UUGAUCCCAGAAAAAAGAUGCAUUCACAUUUGUCUGUAUGUCCGGCGGGUAGUUGAGGCAGCGAUCAAUGAUGGAUAUCAAUUCCUCUCUCUUCUGGUCUCAGCCUUUUUGGGUUCUAUAAAUUGUACAUGUUCAUCUGGGUUUUGCCACAAUUCUGUAAGUCUUUGCACAAUCUGGCGCUGUCUUACCUCUGUUCUUCCCCUCUUCUCUGCUUGCUUCUUCCUCUAUUCGAUCAUAUCCAUGGCUGAGGUUUCUGGAUCAACCAAUGGACACCACGCUGUUUCUUUCAACAUCAAGGAUGAAUCCACUGCCGUCACCAGCAGACAAGAAGCCGACUGGAUCUCUGUUCCUUUCAUUCAAAAGUUGAUUGCAGAGAUUGUGGGGACGUAUUUCUUGAUAUUUGCCGGCGGGGCGUCGGUGGUUGUGAAUUUGAGCAAAGACAAAGUCAUCACUUUCCCAGGGAUUGCAAUUGUUUGGGGCUUGGCGGUAAUGGUGAUGGUUUAUUCUGUUGGGCAUAUCUCCGGUGCUCAUUUUAACCCUGCUGUCACCAUAGCCUUUGCCACUACCAAGCGAUUUCCAUGGAAACAGCUGCCAGCUUAUGUGAUAGCUCAAGUUCUUGGAUCAACAUUGGCAAGUGGAACACUGAGGCUAAUAUUCAACGGAGAACAGGACCAUUUUUCAGGGACUCUCCCAAGUGACUCAUAUUUGCAGACCUUUGUGAUUGAAUUCAUAAUCACAUUUUACCUCAUGUUCGUGGUGUCUGGUGUUGCCACUGACAAUAGAGCCAUUGGUGAACUUGCUGGACUUGCUGUUGGCGCCACGGUGCUCCUCAACGUGAUGUUUUCAGGGCCAAUAACAGGAGCGUCCAUGAAUCCAGCAAGAAGCUUGGGGCCUGCUAUAGUAUCAAGGCAGUUCAAAGGGUUAUGGAUAUACAUGGUAGCUCCCACGUUUGGGGCAAUUGCGGGCGCUCUGGUCUACAAUACCAUCAGGUUUACAGACAAGCCUCUACGAGAGAUCACCAAAAGUGCGUCUUUCCUCAAAGGACAGGGGCGCAAUGGUUCGGCUUGAGGAGCUUUUGCCUUAUAUAUAACAACAAAACGCCAUUUUUCUUGCUUUCUUUCUUGUAUUUCAAAGAUUAUGCAGAUAGAGAGCGAAAGGAGAGAAAUUUGGGUGUUUUAGUUUUAGCUUUAGUAGAUUGAUGUCGGGACUCUCGAGGAAAACUAAGAAUCCCACAUUUUAAUAAGACCAAACUUUUAUGGCUG
Molecule: messenger RNA, 1262 nt
Organism: Cucurbita maxima (winter squash)
Lineage: Eukaryota; Viridiplantae; Streptophyta; Magnoliopsida; Cucurbitales; Cucurbitaceae
Product: aquaporin NIP1-1-like
Exons: 5
Coding region: 241-1068 (275 amino acids)
Biological process (GO): transmembrane transport
Cellular component (GO): membrane
Molecular function (GO): channel activity
Source: RefSeq, a predicted model, not a curated record